Molecule: messenger RNA, 2940 nt
Organism: Neltuma alba
Lineage: Eukaryota; Viridiplantae; Streptophyta; Magnoliopsida; Fabales; Fabaceae
Product: formin-like protein 3
Exons: 6
Coding region: 81-2720 (879 amino acids)
Biological process (GO): actin nucleation; actin cytoskeleton organization
Molecular function (GO): actin filament binding
Source: RefSeq, a predicted model, not a curated record
UUCACUUUUCUUUAAAAGCUUAUGAAUCGCAGGCUCUAGAGAGGUGCUAGAAUCUUCAGGUUCAAUGGGAUGAAAAGGGAAUGGAGAUGUCAAGAUCCAGUUAUGCUGUUAUUUACGUGAUUCUUCUUUGCGCGUUGGCUAAAGGAGGCUGCGAAGGUAAGAGGUGGAAUCUGCGGGAGUUUCUCAAUGAAGAAUGUCAUUUGUCGUCGUCACUUCUUGAAGAUGGGAAAAAGUUAGAGCAAGCUUGGAAACACUGUAGGAAAGAGUUGGCAGCGAGGAGCCAUGGGAACCAAGAUUCUGAGUUGCAUCCAACAGAAGCAGGGGGCAGUGACCUGGGGCCUUCACUUGGAGUUGAGGACAUCCUACGCCAAGCGACUGAGUUUCUGGGACUCCAGUCCGAACAAAACUUCCUGGAUUGCAUCAAAACCAAAACUUCCCAUGCUCCUGUUUCUCUAGACAAUAAUGCUGCCUCUCCACCUGUGGUUACCACGUACUUGACCAGUGGCUGUGAAAGGCACCUGCUUGCUGAUUCACCGGCUGACAAAGUUCCCCCAAGCACUACUCCUUCUCAUUCUCCUUCUCCUUCUUCAUCUCCGUCAUCUUCGUCUCCAUCUCCGUCAUCUCCGUCUCCUGGUCUUGCAAGUGAAUCACCAAGCCAUGACACAAAGUCUUCUGAUUCUCCAUCUGACGAUUCCCCUUCUGGUUCUCUUUCACCAGAUGAGUUUAUGCCACAUCAAUCGCCACUACCACCUAGGUCUCCUAAACGUACUCCCCCAUCUGUGCCUUUAGACUCCUCUCCUCCUCCUCCUCCUGAAGGUGAUAACGGCAAUCAUAUGCUAAAAUUAAUUUUUAUUGCUGCUGUAACGGUAUGUGCAAUCGCAGCAUUAUUAUUAAUCUGCCUCUGCUGGGGUGCCGGAACCAACAAAGUCGACGACCCAACAGAGGCACACAAAGGCGACCGGGCUACAGUCACACUAGCCUCCGCAGAUGUUUUUUCUGGUUCGCAGAAGGCUGUUGUUUUGGAAAAGCAUGACAAGAAAGUAUAUACUACGACCGGCGGUCUGAUGGCAAACUCUGAAGGUGGCGGCGGCUCACUAACUGAGACAACAACAUCGUCUACUGAACAAAUGGCUAACCCUCCUCUGAAACCACCUCCGGGAAAAUCAGCUCCUCCGCCUCCUCAGCCGCCGCCCCCACCGCCGCCAGCUGCUCCUCGUGCCCCACCACCUCCACCUCCAAAAGCUAAGGUUCCGCCAAUUCCCCGGAAAUCAAUUCAAGGUAAAAAUAAAGCACAGGGCAACUCUAGAGAGGGCGGUGAAUGUGAUGCUCCAAAACCCAAAUUGAAGCCAUUUUUCUGGGAUAAAGUUAACAAAGCUGAUCAAGGCAUGGUUUGGCAACAAAUCAAUCAGGGAUCAUUCCAGUUCAAUGAGGAAAUGAUCGAGUCUUUAUUUGGUUGUGGCAACCAGAACAAAAAUCAACGCAAGAAAGAAGCAUCACUUGAACCUGCAAUUCAAUACAUUCAGAUUAUUGACCCUAGAAAAGCACAGAAUCUAUCAAUUCUCUUGCGAGCGCUGAAUGUGACAACGGAAGAAGUUGUUGAUGCCCUUGAAGAAGGAAGUGAGAUUCCGGCUGAGAUCAUCCACGCGUUGCUGAGGAUGACGCUAACAGCAGACGAGGAAUUAAAACUUAGACUAUUCACUGGCGACCUAAAUCAACUUGGCCCUGCUGAGAGAUUUCUCAAGGUGUUGGUUGACAUUCCCUUCGCUUUCAAACGCCUAGAAUCUUUGAUGUUCAUGACUACCUUUACAGAAGAGGUCACGAGUCUCAAGGAGUCCUUUACAACACUAGAGGUUGCCUGCAACAACCUCAGAAAAAGCAGGUUAUUCCUGAAACUAUUAGAAGCAGUUCUGAAAACUGGCAACCGAAUGAAUGAUGGCACCUAUCGUGGCGGUGCUCAGGCAUUUAAGCUUGACACACUACUGAAACUAUCUGAUGUAAAAGGAAUUGAUGGCAAAACAACCCUAUUACACUUCGUCGUCCAAGAGAUUAUACGAUCUGAGGGCAUAAGAGCUGUACGGACACAGAAAGCUAACCAAACCAGCGGGUCUAGUGUGAAAACCGAAGAUUUCCUUGAUGACACCAAUGAAGAAUCAACAGCAGAGCAUUAUCGCAGGCUGGGUCUUCAGGUGGUUUCAGGUUUAGGCGAGGAGCUGGAAGACGUCAAAAAGGCGGCAGUUGUAGACGGUGAAGGCAUAACAGCCACAGUCUCAAAGCUUGGCCAGUCAUUAGUGAAGGCCAAAGAGUUCCUCAACAAGGAGAUGAGGAGUCUUGAUGAAGACUCAGAAUUCCAUCGUUGCUUGGAAUGUUUUGUGGAGAAAGCAGAGUCAGAGAUCACAUGGCUGCUGGAGGAAGAGAAGAGGAUAAUGGCUCUGGUAAAGAGCACGGGCGAUUAUUUCCAUGGGACUGCAGGAAGAGACGAAGGAUUGCGUUUGUUCGUGGUGGUGCGCGAUUUCUUGAUAAUGCUGGAUAAGGCAUGUAAAGAGGUUCAAGACACAAACAUGAAAUCAGCAAAGGCUUCCAAGAAAGAGAGUCCAACCGUAUCAUCUGUUCCAGAGACUCGGCAGCCACAUGAUAUUCAUCGGCGACUAUUCCCCGCAAUUGCAGAGCGGCGAAUGGGUUUCUCCGAUUCCGACGAUGAAAGCUCAUCAUCAUCACCAUAGUCAUUAUUGACUUAGACCUUGCUCUGCGCUUCAGGUACGAAUGCCAGCAAAAUAAAGGGAAAUUUGGCUUCGCGAACAAGUUCUGUGCUUAAAAGAUGUUGAAGGAGCAUAUAUAUUGUAAAGCAACAUGUGCUAUGGGCUAAUUAUGUAAUGUCUAGUUUAUCUUUCCUACCUGCCUCCUAACACGUUGGGGAACAGACAUUUGUUGGAACCUUGAGCA